This is a messenger RNA of Cadophora gregata, 267 nucleotides long. RefSeq lists its product as uncharacterized. Lineage: Eukaryota; Fungi; Ascomycota; Leotiomycetes; Helotiales; Ploettnerulaceae. The transcript has a single exon. The coding region runs from base 1 to 267 and encodes 88 amino acids. The record is from RefSeq and is a predicted model, not a curated record.
AUGCUCCAGAAUGGCAAAGAUGCCUCUGUAAAUCUGGAUCUGCCUAUGAGCGCUUCCAUACCCCUCCCUCAACGGGCUAGGAGAGUCAUAAGAGCAGGUGAUAAGCUCUACCCUGAGGACUGGGCAGCUUUCGACGUAAGUGGGGAGGAUGUAGUAGUUGCUGGUCGCCAAACAGCAAUGGAGUGGUGGACAACGAGCGAGCGAAUGAAUUUGCGAAAGGCGAGGAAUGACAGAAUGGCAAUUUUGGCAAAGACAGACCGACUUUGA